Molecule: messenger RNA, 3966 nt
Organism: Schizosaccharomyces cryophilus OY26
Lineage: Eukaryota; Fungi; Ascomycota; Schizosaccharomycetes; Schizosaccharomycetales; Schizosaccharomycetaceae
Product: nucleoporin Pom152
Exons: 1
Coding region: 27-3761 (1244 amino acids)
Biological process (GO): nuclear pore organization; protein import into nucleus
Cellular component (GO): nuclear pore transmembrane ring
Molecular function (GO): structural constituent of nuclear pore
Source: RefSeq, a predicted model, not a curated record
CCACCUUUCUACACCCAAGGUAUGCUAUGGUCUCCCGCGUCAGUUCUCGUGAACGACCAAGGCCUCUAGUAUCAGAAUCAAUUAUUGAUGCUCCUAGUCAGCGACUUUACGCCAUUGGCGUGCUUGUAGCGCUUCAAGCUUACAAAAUUUACGAUCUUUUUAGGUUAGGAACUAGUAGUUUUAUAGAGGGUUCAAAAACGAGUUUUUUGGUAAAAUGGAUACUAAUAGACGCAUUAUAUUUGCAAAUAUUACCUCGUUUUCGUAUACCCUGGCUUUCGUUUCAACCUACCACAACGAUUUUGCAGAUUGUCGCUUUUGCUGCGGUUAACGUGCUAUUGGUUUCCAUUACUAGUUUACGGGUUGUAACUCUUGGAAGUAUAAUUUUUCCAUAUUGGAAGCAAAAGGAGUACGCGAUCGCAGAACAUAAAAUAAAUCCUAGGUCUGUACUUCAUAAUUCUUCCCGGAUUUUAGGUCAAUAUACUGUCCAAAUCCUCCCAGAGGGCACUGCAAAAUUAAAUCCUAAUAACCAACAUUUCUGUUUGCCCGAAAAUGACAAAAGUGGUUUCGUCGAAUUCGCCGUUCAGUUUAAUUCGACCACUCCGAAAUCAAUUGUGUAUUCCUACAGAGACUUUUCCUCUGAUAUAGAAAAUGAAAUUGAGAUUUCUGGCCGUUCUUUGAAAAAGCUUAUCUCAACUGGUAUGCGGAAUCCCAAAGAUGCUCGUUUGCAGACUAUUUAUAUUAAAGCCAACAAACAUGGCCUUUAUAAACUGAAAAAAGUCGUCGAUAAAUCGAAUUUGGGCGUUCGGGUUGUUCGCUCCGAAGCUGUGGUCGUUGAUUGCCCUUCAGCGGUUUUUGCUUCCUCUAAACCUAGUGAUCGAGCUCAUGAGAAAUGUGUGGGCGACGAAGAUUCCAUCGAAUUAGACGUAUUCGGUGUACCUCCCUUAAAGGUUGCUUACAAAACAUGGGACGGAAAGCGAUCAUAUAGUCACUUUAUCGAUUCCGUCGUUCCAAAGGAUUACCGUUUGCAUCCUCUUAUGCUCUCUAACAAUCCUCAAGAUAUUGCAUUUUAUAAAGGAUUAGAUGUACAGUAUGCACAUUCUUCUAAAGUUCAAAUUCCUAUCACUGCUCCUUUAGAAACAUAUGGGGAAUGGCUGUAUGCAAUUGAAAAUGUCACUGAUGUCUUUGGAAACACUUACGUCUUCCCUUCUGUUGAAGAGUUUUUCGCAAAAUAUUCCACUAACGAAGAUCAGCCUGACCAAUUGUCUAGUCACACUUACAAAGUACUCGUCCAUCAGAGACCUGAAGUCAAAUUCCGUGAAUGUUCACUUGAAAAUCCUGCCAACCUUUUCCCCGGAAAAGAGGUUUCUUUGUCAAUUGCUACAUCCUAUAAGUUCCCGGAUGACUUGCAAGUUUCACUUAAUCGAUAUGAUUUAGGUUUAGAUCCACAAAACCUCACAGUUGCCCCUAACUCUCAAAAUGUAUUUAAGCUAGAGCCUCAUUCGUCAUUUAUAAAAGUUAAAGAAACUGGUAUAUAUGUGCUUUCUGGUGUUUCUUCGAAAUAUUGUUCAGGAGAUGUUUUAGUACCAAAUACUUGUUUGGUUGUGACACCUCCUGAAACCAAGCUGCAUGUUGGAUUUGAGGAAAUCUCGGAUCAGUGUGCUGGUUCUAUAGGUGCACGUGCCGAUCUUGAGUUUGAAGGCACACCUCCCUUUAAGGUUGCUUAUCGGAUGAUCAAAGACAAUAAAGCUUCUCGAGUACAAUAUGUCACGACUGAUCGUACACGCUAUCAGCUAAAUUUUACUCCUAAAAAGUCAGGAAAAUACCGCUACGUUAUUUUAGGAGUAGAAGAUGCUAACUACGGAUACAAAGAACUUGCUGGCGCUGCUUACAGUAAAGAGCAAACUGUUUUCCCUUUGGCUGAUGCUGCUUUUGAAGAAAAUAUGAACGGAGAAAUGAGUUCAAUAGUUAAAAGCUGCUGUAUUGGCGAUACUAUGAAAAUUCCUGUUUCAUUAGUUGGCUCAUCUCCAUGGAAGCUCGAGUACGAAAUUCUUAGAAACAACAAACGUGAAAGCAUUCAAGUUGUUGAGUCUAAGAGUCAACGCUACAUAAUAGAGACUCCAGCUCUUAUACACGGAUCUCAAUAUACUAUCACUUUAGUAAGCGUUGAGGAUGCGAAUGGCUGUAAGCGUGCUUUGAAUACCGCUGAUACGAUCAUUAAAGUACGUCGUCAAAGACCCACUGCUACAUUUUAUUCCUCUGACGAAAGCUAUCGUUUAGAGUCUGUGGAAAACUCUUUGCUAUCUAUUCCUUUGAGACUUGCUGGUGAAAAGCCUUGGUAUAUUGAGUACGAUCAUGUGUCUCCGGACAAUAAAACUACUCGCAAUCAAGCCGUUUUCUAUGAUCCAAAUAGCCAUCUAAACGUUAACAAAGCAGGAACGUACUCAUUAGUUUCCGUAAGGGAUAGCUCUUGCCCGGGAUCCAUUCAGAAUUCCUUACAAACUUAUGAAGUUGAAUGGCUUCCUAAGCCCUCUUUGUCUAUGCCUUCGGAGCCUUCCUGGAAAAGUUCGAAUGCCUACCACUACGAACAAGAACCCGUUUGUGCUGGUGACAGUAGUGCAUUUGAUAUUGAGCUUAAAGGUGCCAGUCCAUAUCUUUUGGAGUAUGAAAAGUCUCUAGUAGAAGAAAAUGGCAAGCAUCAUUCGAAGCAACGAUCAGAAGUAUCUACUAUGCAAAGUUCCAUUCUACUGAAAACAGAAACUUCACUGUUUGGUACAUAUACAUAUGAAUUUCUUCGUUUGUCGGAUGCCUUGUAUGACAAAGUAGAGGCGCGAAUAGUGGAUGAAUCAGGCUUGCACAGAGUGAUUAUUCACCAGAAGGUAAAUAAGUUACCUGUAGCUUCGUUUUUGGAUUCCAAUAAGCUUUACACAUUCUGUAUACAUUCUGACAGUAAUUACUCAAAGGAACAACAGAUUGGUGUGAAAUUGAACGGCAAAGGACCGUUUAUUUUAGGAUUUGAAAUCAAAAACGAGAUGACGGGAGCUGUUAAUAAAAUAACAGUGAAUGAAGUGUUUGGGCCCAUUUACAAAUUUAUAUUUCCCAAAGAUCAAUUAACGCUUGGAAAGCAUACAGUGCGCUUGCUGCAUGUGCAAGAUGCCAAUGGAUGUCAAUCUAGUAUUCCCAAAGAAGAUCCAUUUGUAACGGUAAGUGUUGCAGAAAAGGCUUCCAUGGUUCCAAUUGAAUCUCAUGAAUAUUUCUGUGUCGGAGAUCGACUUUCUUAUGCUUUGCAAGGAGUGCCGCCCUUUGAAAUAGAUUAUGAAUUUAAUGGGAAUAAAAAACAUGCAAAAAGCAACCAGCAUAUUUUCACAAGAAUAGCUGAGUUCCCUGGUUUGGUGACUAUGAAAUCGAUAUCCGACCAAGGAAGUCCUUGCCGCGCUGAACUUGAUCCUCCGAUUCAAAACCAAGUGUAUGACAUUCCAACAGUAAGGGUUAGUGACGGUGGAGAGGUGAUUGAAAAUAUUCACGAAGGUGAUCAAGCGGAAAUCUCGUUUCACUUUACAGGUAUCCCUCCCUUUUCCUUUACGUAUUGUCGAAGAGCCAUUGGAAGGAAAGGACCUGGUAAGAUUUUGGAAAUGCACACAAUCACUGGAAUUUAUGAUUAUGAAUAUAAGGUAUUAAGUUCAACGGAAGGUGUAUAUACUGUGUUAAGCGUCCAAGAUAAGUAUUGUCGCUAUCCUCGUGAUUCAUCUCCCUUGAGUACAUAAAUGAAAACAAACUUGCUUUAUAAGCAAGCUUUGGUUUGGGAUAUGGUAAUAUUCUAUGAAAUAGAAAUGAAAUAAAAAAAAAAGGUCUUUUUAUAUUUUCCCGGUGUCUCUUAAUGAACCUUUUUCUCAUCUUACUCCUAUGUAACCACCUAGCUAUAUUACUGAAUUGAUGCCUACUGAAACUAUUCGGUUUUCAGAGAGAAAC